AUUCUCCAUCCCUGGUGAGGAGAUGAGCUGUAGUUUCCAAAACGUCCACAAUAACAAUCUUGUUUCAAAGUGGGUUUAGGUCUGUGGUAGUCUUUUUAUGGACUUGCAUAUGGUUAAAUGAAACAUCCAGUCCAACAAUGGAAAUAAUUAUUUAUAUUUAUAUAUAUUUUAUUAUUAUCAUCAUUUUUUUAAAUGAAACGGAUUAUUUGAUAUACAGUAUUUCCAUUGAGCUUUUGCUUUUGCUACCCCCCAGCUGUGCUGCAGUUUAGCCUGUUCGGGGUUCCUCUGGUGGGGGCGGAUAUCUGUGGAUUUGAAGGCAACACCACUGAGGAACUGUGUGUGCGAUGGAUGCAGCUUGGGGCCUUUUACCUAUUUAUGAGGAACCACAAUGACAACUUCAAUGCUCCUCAGGAGCCAUAUGUAUUUGAGCAGGAGGCUCAGGCUGCCAUGCGGAGUGCACUGAACCUUCGUUACUCCCUUCUCCCUUUCCUCUACACACUCUUUCAUCAUGCACACACCUCCGCUGACACUGUGGCCAGGCCUCUCUUCAUGGAGGUCAGCCUUUUUACAGUAAGGGUCAGUACCUGCUCCUGUCAGCCCCUCUGGACACUAUCAACGUGCAUGUGAGGGAGGGACACAUUAUCCCACAGCAGGAAUGGCCGGAAGGGUACGUGAUGCUCUAAAAACAACUGCAGCGACGGGCGUAUGGUGUCACUCUUGGAAAACAGGGGGGCAAACAGGGCUACGCUAUCCCACACCUGAGCUAAAUCCUUGACAAGUGAGGAGAAACGACGCCGGUACGUGCUGCUCCGUCGCCGCCCGCCCGGUGACAUGGGUGUCCGACACGGGCUGUAGACUCCUGCAGCAGGGACUGAAGGAAGUGGGGUGCCUGCUUAAUCAGGCAGAAGUAAAAAUGCCCUCUGAGGAAAAAGGAGGGAACAUUCCUCAGAUGGAGUGAAGGAUGGGCCCGGUGUCCCAGCGCCUGAGGAGAUGUCUCUGGGUCGGCUCCUGCGGCGUGCCUCCUCCAAAGCCUCGGACCUCCUGACCUUUAACCCCGGAGCAGGGGGCUCAGCCUUGCGCUCGGGCAUUGAUGGCGAGAUCAUCUUUUCCAAAAAUAAUGUCUGUGUGCACCCUGCGGAGCCACUGCCUGGUCAGGCUGAGCACCACCCAGGCUACCUGUGUGUGCACGUGGAGAAGGACGAGAGCCUUGGCUCCACUCUGAUUCUGACCUGGGUGCCCAAUUCCCGCAUCCAGAGGCAGGAUGAGGAGGCGCUGCGCUUCAUCACCCCCGAGAGCUCCCCUGUACGCAGGAAUGCGCGCCGCCGAGGCAGACGACCUAACUCCCGUCCUCGAGUGGCCCAGGAGGAAGACGAGGAUGAAGAGAGGAACAUUACCAGCAGCACCUCUACGGACAGCCAGAGCCUGGUGGUUGAGGCUGGAGUGGACGUCUCCUUACACCAGCAGCAGCUGCACUCGGCUGGGGACGAGGGGGACGAGUGCUCCUGUGAGCUCUCCGAUGAAGUGAGCAGGGACAGCACCAUGGGUUCUGACUCGGACACCUUCUCCUCCCCUUUCUGCUUAUCUCCUGUCAGCGAAGCUCUCUGUGAAAGCAGCGGCUCUGUCUUCCUGGACAAUGAAAGCAGAGAGCUCUGUGAUGAGACCAUGACCCACUCGGCUAGUUCUGCCUCCAGCCUGGACAGCCAUGUCCCGUUCGAGAGCAGCGGCCAGUUGCAGAGCAUGCGAUGGGAGGAGCAGCAGAAGGUGCUGGCUCUGGAGCAGUUGUGCGGUGUUUUCAGGGUGGACCUGGGUCACAUGAGGUCGCUCAGACUCUUCUUCAGUGAUGAGGCAUGUACCAGUGGUCAGCUGGUGAUAGCUAGCAGAGAGAGCCAGUAUAAGAUCCUCCACUUUCAUCAUGCUGGACUGGACAAGCUGGCUGAGGUCUUCCAACAGUGGAAGUGCUGCAGGGAAACUCAACUGAAAGACCAGGUGUCAGAUGAGAAAUCCUGCAUGCAGUUUUCCAUCCAGAGGGCCACCCUGCCAUCAGCGGAAACCCACCCAGAGGAGAGGCUCUAUCGGCGGCUGGAUGUCACCACCUGGCUACGUCAUCUCAACCACACCGGGCAGGUAGAGGAAGAGUAUAAGCUACGCAAGGCCAUUUUCUUCGGUGGUAUUGACCCAUCUAUCCGUGGCGAAGUGUGGCCCUUUCUGCUCCACUAUUACAGCUACGACUCCACCUCCCAGGAGAGGGAGGCAUGGAGACUGCAGAAACGCACCGACUAUCAUGACAUCCAGCAGAGGAGAUUGUCGAUGAGCCCAGAGGAGCACAGUGAGUUCUGGAGAAAGGUCCAGUUCACAGUAGAUAAAGAUGUGGUGAGAACAGACCGCAGCAACCACUUCUUCAGGGGAGAGAAUAAUCCCAAUGUGGAGAUCAUGAGGCGGAUUCUGCUCAACUAUGCAGUCUUUAAUCCAGACAUGGGCUACUGCCAGGGCAUGUCUGACUUGGUGGCCCCCCUGCUCACUGAGGUCCAGGACGAAAGCGACACCUUCUGGUGUUUUGUUGGCCUCAUGGAGAACACCAUCUUCAUCAGCUCACCGCGGGAUGAGGACAUGGAGAGGCAGCUGAUGUACCUGCGGGAGCUGCUGCGUCUCAUGCUGCCCCGCUUCCACCAGCACCUGACCAGGCUCGGGGAGGACGGCCUCCAGCUGCUCUUCUGCCACCGCUGGAUCCUGCUCUGCUUCAAACGAGAAUUCCCAGACACGGAGGCUCUGCGUAUGUGGGAGGCCUGCUGGGCACACUACCAGACAGACUAUUUCCACCUGUUCCUGUGUGUGGCCAUCAUCGUUCUCUACGGGGAGGACGUGACGGAACAGCAGCUCGCUACCGACCAAAUGUUGCUUCAUUUCAGUAACCUCUCCAUGCACAUGAAUGGAGAAUUGGUGCUACGUAAGGCCCGCAGCCUUCUCUACCAGUUCCGCCUCCUACCCAGGAUCCCGUGCAGCCUACAUGACCUUUGUAAACUGUGUGGUCCUGGGAUGUGGGACAGCCGCUACAUCCCCACUGUGGAGUGCUCAGGUGAACACCCAGACUCACAGAGCUGCCCCUAUGGAGGCACGUCCACUCCGCAGCCGUCCACACCCUCCCCGUCGUCCACACCUUCACCUUCACCAAACUUCACCCCCACAACUCCGUCAGAGGGCAAGAAAGGAGCCAAAGCCCGGGAUAUUUUCACUUUCCGCAAACAGUCCUAAAAUUGAGUUUUUUGGGGGGGGGAAACAAAUGCGUUUCCUUCAGCAUUUGCUGCCCUCUGACUCCUAUGUCCAAAUGCCCUGCUUCUAAUUCGUCACCUGAUCCUUUCCCGUGGUGCAAUGUGGAACAAUGCCUUACUAGAGUGUUAUUUCAAACAUUGACAGAACCUGCGAUGGGGAUGGAUUGCUGUUGGACAUCCUGGAGGUCAAGAAGCUGCUUUCCUCUCAAAGCAGAACAGACAAUCACUAGCCACUAUGUUGGUCUGGAGCUACUUCAGGUUUUCGUCUGCUGCUGGCCUGGCACACAUCCCUGGCCUUUGUUAGCAGGAGUCACGCAAGAGUCUGAGGCAACUGGCCUGAAAUCUCUCCGGCUCUGAGCACAGGUCGAAAGAACCUGAAGAUUCAUUCACAGGAACUCUUCCCUCACAAUGGGAUAUUUGUGGAAGUCUGAGCAGAAACAUUUUUAAAUCAAAUCCACACCCUCGGUGUUGACAGACUCCAGAAAUAGGAUUAUAACAAAUUACUGGUACAUUUCAUUUCUUUCUUUUUUCUUUCUUUUUUUUUUUAAAUUUUCAUUUUUCAACAAGUGAAUGUUUGCUUUUUAUAUCGGCAGUUACAAAAAUAUUUAGCAAUAUAUGCUUGCAUGAAAGAUACUUUCCGUAUAGAGGGCACUAUACUGUAUGUUUGCUGGAAAACACACAUAAGCCCCAAACAGACGCAAGAAAGCGUUUACAUCAACGUCGUUAUAGGGCUCUUCAUAUUUCCUCAACAGAACGUGGUGAGAAACAUGAUCGGGUUUUUUUUCUUUUUUCUUUUUCUCUCUCUGUUACAAAGGAGGAAGCUCGCCAUAUGUUUCCUUCUGACAAACUCAGACACAGAUGUUCAUGUUACCUCUCGUGCAGCAGGAGCUCCAUCACUUUCACAUUAGCAUCACACGAUUUAAAGACGAGUUCCCUGUCAGAGGAGUACGGAUGGAUGUGACAGCGCUGUCUGCAUUAGCGAGCACAGAUCAUGUUCGUCUUGACAGUGAAAUUGAAGGCCUCCUGUUUUACUUGAAAUGUUACCUUCUGUGUUGAAUAAUGUUAAAGCAGGGUUAUGGAAAAAAAACAAAAAAACACAACGUCAACACAGUGCUCCACCCUCACCGGAAAAAUGAAUGAUAAGGCACUAUCAACACUGAGAAUCAGUCCACGGGAAUGUACCUGUCUUCUCACUCCACUAGAGAAGUGUGAAGCUCUUGUGUGUAUACGUGCAUGGAUGUGUUGUGUGUGUGUGUGUGUGUGUGUGUGUGUAUAAACUGAAGUGACCUCUCAACAUCUGGUAAUGAGUCGGAGAAGAGCCGUAGAAAGCCUCCCCUCUGACCACUCUCUUUAAUUAUAGCAGUCAUCGUGGGGAGAAGCAGGCAGAGGAAUGACGAAAGAAAAAAGCUGGCCUUUUAGACUCCUCCGAGAAAACAAUCACAAGAGAGGCGAGAGAAACGCGAUGAUUUAGGCCUCAAACGGGGGAUAUGUAGUAAUAUGCACCUUGUCUCCGUGAUUUACGAUUUCCAAAUGGAAAAGAUGGCACAUGGAGGAUAUUUCCCCCCCUGGAGUGGAAGAGGAAAGAGAAAUUGGUGCUAAAAUGUAACAUCCUGACCUUCAGUCAGUAUCUCUCUCUCUCUGACCCCUCUCUUUCGCCUCUCUUUCUCCUCUCUCACUCAGCGAGCAUUCUCUGCAAGUGACACUCAGAACCUUUUUCCUUCUACUUAUCGUGUGCAGCUGUUCACUGGAAAUGCCUGCAGGGUUUUAAGGAUUGGUGGCUGCAGUGAAAUGAGCCAAGUCAGAGAUGUAGGAUGGAAUAAUCUGUGUGUGUGUGUGUGUUGAGGUCCUGAUAGAGUCGCGUUGUCCGCACAGGCACAUGUAAAUCGCAGGCCUAAUUAAUGACCACUCCUAUUUAAAGGGGGUUGUGACCAAUCAUCACUGAAUGUACCACUGUGUGUUGCUGUUGAGCUCUCUGACAUGUUGCGAUGACUAUAUAAAUCACAG
This is a messenger RNA of Solea senegalensis (Senegalese sole), 5270 nucleotides long. RefSeq names its product TBC1 domain family, member 16 (gene tbc1d16). The record is from RefSeq and is a predicted model, not a curated record. Lineage: Eukaryota; Metazoa; Chordata; Actinopteri; Pleuronectiformes; Soleidae. Gene Ontology annotation, cellular component: early endosome. Gene Ontology annotation, biological process: activation of GTPase activity. The transcript is spliced from 17 exons. The coding region runs from base 991 to 3249 and encodes 752 amino acids. Gene Ontology annotation, molecular function: GTPase activator activity.